CUCUUCAUCCUCUUCUCUCUUGACUUUCCUGUUUCCCAUCUCUUCUGUUCUAUUCUCUUGCUCAUCUCCAUCCAUCCUCAUCAUCCUUCUCCCUAAGUUCCCUUGACCACUUCCCUAUCAUCACUAUUGACCAGGGGUCUGUAUGAAUAAGCUAUCAGGAUGAACUCAUUAUGAGCUCGUCUGUCUCUUCGUUUCGGUUUCUUCCUCCGAACGCCUGUCUUCUUCUCUUCGUUUCUCCUCCCUCCAUCUCCCCCUUCUUCCACUCUUCAACACCACCACAUCCUCGAGAAAGAGGGCGCAACAACACAAAAACAGCAGGUAAGAACCUCAGCAAUCAUCACGACAAACCCAACCUUCACUCCGCCAUCCCUCCCCUCAGCUUUCCCUCGGACCUUCUCUGUGGCGAUAAAAGUGUUCCUUUGGAAGCCAUCCUUGCGUUGAUCUCCCUACUCCUUCUUCAACGUUCCUACACCCUUUCUCAUUCAUUCGAACUUGUGGUCAUGUCGCUCUAGCGAAACAGAUAAUCUAGGAGACGGUUGAAAAGGUGGGUGAGAGAGAAAAGAGGUACAGGGGUGUUUGGAAGAAAAGGAACGCUACAUCAGAGAACCUGGCUCAGACUUUUCCGGUGUACUUGAUCCUGUCUUCCUUCAUCCU
This is a messenger RNA of Aspergillus homomorphus CBS 101889, 654 nucleotides long. RefSeq lists its product as uncharacterized. The record is from RefSeq and is a predicted model, not a curated record. NCBI's taxonomy places the organism in Eukaryota, Fungi, Ascomycota, Eurotiomycetes, Eurotiales, Aspergillaceae. Bases 171 to 512 code for a protein of 113 amino acids. The transcript has a single exon.